AUGUCAUCGCAACAAAUAAUACAACAACUUGAACAUCAACUUCAACAACAGCUGGUGUUGAGUGAUGUCGAUGAUAGAGACCAAGGUCAAGGCCUGGCACUACCAGCGCCAAUGCAGGCACUUUGGGUACGCACUGUGCUGGAGCACGCCAUGCCACGCUCGAUGGACGCCUCACCAAUCCCCCAGGUCAUGUUUGGAGACUACCCUUUCAAUGUAACGUACGAGACCAUUCGAUUGGAGGGCCCCAGCUGGUUCUUAUACUACGCCGCCUUGUUUGGACUCGUCUGUCGCUCAUGGUACAAUCUCGUCAAGGACUUUAUGCACGCACGCCGAAACGACCUCAACCUGACAUUGGUCGAGAUCCAUGGCACACUAUUCGUGCCCUACAAGUUGGACCUGUUCAGCUACCCUCGUCUGAUCAUAUUCAAUCACAACUCAAAGCACUCACUCAUACGAAGCGAGAACUUGGUCAUGGCGACUAUCGAGUCGAUGGGUCAUCCAUGCUACACUCCGCACCUCUUCACCCAAAUGAACAAUCUCGAGUCGGUGUACAUCACGUAUCAUGGCGAUGAGGAGUCAUUCAUCGACACAAUCGAGGCCUUGCUCGAGGCCUCCAACGAUCAGAUCAAGAUCAAUGUGACCUUCCUGGACGAGGUCAUUGACUUUGCCGAGUACGACGGCCUGCGUGAACGACUGGACAACGUGACACUCGAGUACUUUGGCUGCUGUGAGGACCUUUUGACGAUGGACAGCGCUUUUGAAGAGCUUCGUGGCGUCCUGCCCAACAACCUCAUCGUCAACCUGUACAACGGUGAGAACGAACACAAUGCACACUUUACCUACGCACCGCUAUUCGCCAUCAAGUCGCUCAGACGUCUGACAAUCGAGCAUGAUCAUAUCGAGCUGGCUGACCUGAUCGAGCUGGCCAAGUCACAGCGUAUCGAGCAGUUCAAUGGCAUACUCCUAUUCCAUCACAUUCUUAGACAGAUCAAUGCUGACCGAUGCCGCACGCGCACACCCUCCGAGCAAUACCCGCAUCCACAACUCGAGUUGGUUGCAGACAGCACUGACGUGGUCACACUCAAGGUCGACCCAAAGGUGCACCAGCCGCUCAACGAUUGCUCCGCACAGCCACUCAAACAUCGCGGCUGCACAUAUCAUCCAGUCAACUUGGAGCAGCAUAUCGUGGACUUUUGUCAAGCGCUCAAGUCCAACACGACACUCAAACAUCUGGCACUCACCUCUUUCCAAUGCGCCGAGAUUGGUCACUCCAUUGCCUCAUGGGGAAGCAAGAAACAACACGUGACUGAUCGAUACACUGAUGAACAGUCGUCGCCAGACUCGACCGCGGACGACGACGAACACGAGCAGGAGCUGAGGUGCCAGCCAUUCAUCGAUCAUUUCUCUACAUUGUUCCUGUUCAACAACACAUUGCAACAUCUACAUUUGUCCAACAUAUACAUCAUCAACGACGAAUUCUUCAAAUGUCUCGAGACCAAUCAGUCGUUGCUCGCGCUGGUGCUCACUGAUGGCGCGUUUGGACGUGGAGGAGUCCAUCUCCAGGCGUUGGCCAACAUGAUCAGGAGCAACAAGACCCUACACACACUGUCCAUCCAGAGGAACCAAUUGAAACACUUUGGCGACCUGCCAUCAGCAUUGCAAUCAAGCAACACACUGCGAUCAUUAGAUAUAAGUGGAAACAAAGUGAUUGAUAUUGCAUCAGUGGCAAUGUUUGAUGCAUUGGAGAUCAGCGAUCAUUUGGAAUACCUUGUAAUAUCACCAUGCAUGAAAGAUGCUUCCAAUCACUACCGCAGCACAUCCUCAUCACUCAAGCGAGUGUUGAUCCGAGACGAUGAAGCCAGUCAAGACCCAACAUUCUACACAAACACUGGACUGGUGUCCUAUUCACCAUCUGACUAUGGAUGUUUACAAUUGGCAAGAUAUGACUGA
Messenger RNA from Acytostelium subglobosum LB1, 1950 nucleotides. RefSeq lists its product as hypothetical. The record is from RefSeq and is a predicted model, not a curated record. The transcript has a single exon. The coding region runs from base 1 to 1950 and encodes 649 amino acids. Lineage: Eukaryota; Evosea; Eumycetozoa; Acytosteliales; Acytosteliaceae.